UGAGUUGAAGUGAAUGUAUGGACACAGUUGUGCAGUAUUUCAACACAAAAUUAAUAAUGAAUUACAGCCAUGAAAGUUUGGGUACAUCUCUGACUGAGACAAACAUUCCGUGAAUGACCUCACAAGCUUGGCCUGAAUAGCCACUUAGCGAACACUUGACUUUGGAGUACUCUGGUACAGAUACAUGUCAUUGUCCAACACGACGUCCGUAAUGAUCAACAACAAUACUUCUUGAGGUGCAAUUUAUACAUGGACAACAAGAUGGGGUCUGCUUGGACAUGGAUCCUAUCUGUCAAUGUUGUGUUGUGUGCUCUGAUCGGCAUUCCCCACGGUACUGAAGCAUGUGGAGGCAGAUACACAAGCACGUCUGGUUCCUUCACCUCUCCCCACUAUCCCAGCAAUUACGGACAGGAUAUAAGUUGCACGUACACUGUUGACAUCGGUUCUGCAUUUGUCAUCCUGUCUUUCCAAGACUUCAGCACAGAGAGUGGACAUGACUUUGUGAAGGUGUACAGUGCAAGCAAGGACCUCCUGGCAUCACUGUCUGGUGACAACGCUGGAUACGUUGUCCAGCCUGCGACAUUCUUACGUGUUGUGUUUACUACUGAUACAUCUGGGAGCGGCAGGGGAUUUAAAGCUGUAUGGAAGCAGAUAGCGGAUGCCCCUUCAGUAACUGGCCUCCCAGCCAUCAUACACAUGAACGAGUCUUCCAGUCUCAUGAUAGACUGUAGCACUUACACCAAGUACGACAACUCUUCAACUCCUACCUACAAGUGGACGCACGGUGCGGCUACUGUCAACACUGAGUCAGUGCUGCAGAGAAGGCACAUCACCAGGAGGCAGGGGGGAGAGUACACAUGCACUGUCAGCAAUACAGUGGGCUCUGUGUCUGCCACAGUUACUGUGGAUGUCCAGUAUGCUCCUCUGAUAUCCGGGUUUCCGACUAUCUUCUCAACGACUGAAUACUCCCGUCUGGAGAUAGACUGUAGCGACUACACAGUAGUAGGCAACCCUACAUUGACCACCUACAAAUGGACGACGAGGGGGUCUACCUUUACCAGCGAGUCGGCACUAGACAGAGGAAACAUCAGCCGGAACGAGGGGGGACAGUAUACCUGCACUGCCAGCAACGCAGUGGGAUCAGUAUCCAGCUCUAUCAGCAUUGAUGUCCACUAUGCUCCUUCAAUAUCGGACCUACCGUCCACAUACCCAGUGAGGGAAUCAUCCCGUCUGAGCAUAUACUGUAGGCGUUACAUCAUACAAGGCAACCCUUCAAGCACAACAUACAAAUGGACCCAUGACGGCUCUACAGUCAGCACCCGAGUUAGACUGAGCAGGCCAAGCAUCACAAGACACGAGGCAGGAGAAUACACCUGCACUGCCACAAACCCCGUGGGGUCUGCCUCUGUCCGUGUCAGGGUGGAUGUACACUCACCGCCCUUGGCACCUACAGACUUCCAGGUGGUUGCUGUAACUGAUACAGCCGUAUUACUGCAGUGGAUCUCAAGCUACAACGGAGGUGCAAACCAGACAUUUAUUCUCAUGUACAAAUCAGACCUGCACUUGCACUGGACAACAUGGAACGAUGGCAUAAGAGAUCCAGGAAGAAACAUUCAAGUCAGAGAAGACAUCCCUGUGUUGACGCCGACCCAGGGAUAUCAGUUCAAGUUGCACGGCACCAAUAUCUAUGGUGAUGGGGAAACAGUCAUACUUACUUCAAGAACGUUCUCAUCUGGGAAUCAUGAAAAAAUAAUUGGCCUUGGAACAGCACUUGGAGCUUGUGUUAUUGUCAUCGCAAUUAUUGUCAUCAAAACUUUCCUACGCAGACAAACACAAGAUAAAAAGCAAACUGGCAAGAUACAAAUGGACACACAGAUGCAUUCUCGACCACUGGAACAGAGUGAAGGUACCAACACGUCCACUGCAGAACCAUUGCGUCAAAAUGAAUACAUAGACGUAAAGACACAAGUAGAUUACCAGAGUUCUACAACUAAAGACAUGGAAAACGAAUAUGAGCAACUCGAACUGAAACCACCGCCAGCAAUAGAGGCUUCAGACACAGACCUGUGUUGCCACACAGCUGACCUGAAUAAUGAUAGUGUCACACGUACAUAUCCUAUGUACGUGACCACCCUGUGACAAGUCAUCAUCCUCAGUCUGGAUCGCAUUCGACAGGAACUAACACAGCACUCACACUAAAACCGACAGGAACAAUCUGUGGUCGAAGAUGUGUUGGCCACAUGUCGGGGACAUGUGUUUACCAUCAGUACUUUCCAUUGAAAACGUGCGGACAUCAACGCACAUCCUUCAUCUUUGAACCAAGGACUUCUAUUGAUACACACUUUUUUUUGUAAGGUGGAAAGCUGUACAUUGGCUAUUCACCAGAACCCGUACUGCACCUGUGGAGUGAAAUAUCAGAGUGAAGUGUU
Haliotis rufescens (red abalone) is the source of this 2429-nucleotide messenger RNA. Its product is annotated as hemicentin-1-like. The record is from RefSeq and is a predicted model, not a curated record. The transcript has 13 exons. Bases 250 to 2139 code for a protein of 629 amino acids. Gene Ontology annotation, molecular function: protein binding. Lineage: Eukaryota; Metazoa; Mollusca; Gastropoda; Lepetellida; Haliotidae.